AUGAAGACAAACAAGAACCAAAUCUUCCGUAUAGAAGAUGCCUCGCGCCAGCCGACCGGUCUCUACGACCGCGUUACCUGGACACUGGUUGACCAGCCCAACAACGAACCCAGCCGAGCCUUCCUUCAAUACUGGAGACUGUUGGGUGAAGUCCGGCUCGAUGGGCUCCAAGAGCCUGUCAUGAAAGCUGAGCGGGACACGAUUUGGCUUGGUUUCAGACACGAAGACGUCUGGACGGAGGAUGCCAGCCCUCAUUUGGCCGAGAUGGCAUUUGAGCCUUUGGACAUGGCCCCCAUGGAUGUUCUCGAGAUGCCACUGAGAGAGCUGUUGGACUGGUGGUUCUCGUGCUAUCAGUACUACUUGAUCUCUGGUGAUCAGACUAGUCCGCGGCCGGUUUCCACGUCGCCGCGCGAUUGGGCCUAUCAUUGA
This is a messenger RNA of Fusarium falciforme, 429 nucleotides long. RefSeq lists its product as hypothetical. The transcript has 2 exons. Lineage: Eukaryota; Fungi; Ascomycota; Sordariomycetes; Hypocreales; Nectriaceae. The record is from RefSeq and is a predicted model, not a curated record. Bases 1 to 429 code for a protein of 142 amino acids.